AUGCUAUGGUUUUUCAACAGCGACGAAAAACUUGACGCCUUGGCUUCUACUUCAAGAACUUUACUUGAAGAAGCAGAGUCGAUUGAUGUGAGAACUUUGAACGUUGACGACCGAGAAAAGCAAUUUCACGAUGCCGUACGAGAACAUAUUAUUUGUCUUCUGCUAUUUCUUGGGUUGUAUCUGUUUUCUUAUUGGCUAUUGGCGAAAUUCAAACAACGAAAUGUGCUCGAUGCUUUGUUUGCUGGAGAAGAGGACUAUUUUGUUUACAGAAUUUCUCUAUGGAUGUGCACAGUAUCGUUGGCGGUUUCAAUCGGAUCAACUGUGUUGAUGCCCUUCUCAUUAAUUGGUGCUGAACUACUGCAGAGGUACCCGGGAAAUUUUUACCUGCAAUGGUUGUCCUGGUCUCUAAUACACUCGCUAUGGAAUUACGUUUUUGUUUUGGCAAACCUUUCACUUUUCAUCCUGCUGCCUUUCUCUUAUUUGUUUCUGGAAAGUCAAGGUUUCAGCAACAAAACAAAGGGGAUAUUGAGCCGAUUAUACGAAACGUUGGCUGUGUGUACAUUGUUUAUUGUCAUGCUUCUUUGCCUUUGCGAUCUCAUCUAUUACUUGCUGGUGGCUUCGUCCGAAAAUCUUUCAUUUUUGAGCUUGUUCUCAAUCUUCAGUAUUACUUCGGUGAAUCUCCCAUUACUUUAUUCGUGUGUUUCUCUAUUUGGAGUGAUGCUUCUUUUGGCUCUAACACCAUAUGGUUUCUCAAGAAUGUUUACGAUCGUCUUCGAAAAAGCACAAACAAAGCCUCCAAAUCCAGACGCCGACGACGAUAUUUUAAUUGAAAAACUCGAGAUGUUCUAUCAGGCUCGAAAUCUGACAGAACCUUCAGCAAUUCUAAAAAGCAGCUCAUUGAGCAAUUGUUCAACAUUGAGACACAUACAAAAUCCUUCAUUGCGAAAUAAGAGCACCUCCUCUGAUAAACUGACCUUUACAACUUAUUUAUCAUCCGGUGAUGCGCCAGAAUUUGGUUUAGCAUCAACCGAAGCGAUCACAUCACAGCGACAACCACACAAUGUUCAAGAUUUUCCAUUUGCCAAGCCAGAGAAUGCUUUUUCAUAUUACUAUAACAGGGCUACUAAAAGCAUGCUGGCCUUAUCAUAUGAACUGCCGCUUCGGGAAAAGACUAUACGUUGGUAUCAGCGAAUAGCCCACGCAAUCAAAUACCCACUUUGUGUAUUUGGACUAGUGGUUCUUACGACAAUUGCCUUUUUGAUGGUGCUGAUCAACAUUUUAAAGCUUUCUUUUGGGUUUCGUGCUUUGCCAGUUUAUGUUCAAUAUAUGGAGGUUCAAAAUCGACACACUUUUGGAUUGCUUGGGGUGAUUAUUGAGGUGAUAACGAUUUUCUAUGUCAUGACGACGUCGUUAGUUGGUUUUUAUUCUCUGCCGAUCAUGAGUUCAAUUCGCCCUAAAAAGGAUCACACUUCGAUGACUGCUAUUAUCAUUAACUGUUCAGCAUUGGUGAUUCUCUCGUCAGCUCUACCCGUUCUUGCUGUCACAUUAGGAAUAACUUCUUUCGACUUGUUGGGCGCUUUUGGCUCUCUUCGUUGGUUGUCCUCGUUUUACCUGGUCGUCGGAUAUAAUUGUCUAUUUGCCGGAGCGACCGUUCUGAUUUUGUGUAAACAAUUCACUAGUCAUGUCUUCAAGGAAUUAGCGAAAAAGCUAUUUUUCUGCGGCGGGAGGCGGUUUGGCGAAGAAAAGGCUGCAACAAAACUCGAG
This is a messenger RNA of Mesorhabditis belari, 1764 nucleotides long. NCBI's taxonomy places the organism in Eukaryota, Metazoa, Nematoda, Chromadorea, Rhabditida, Rhabditidae. The record is from the annotation of a GenBank genome assembly.